Messenger RNA from Gadus morhua (Atlantic cod), 1519 nucleotides. Its product is annotated as zinc finger BED domain-containing protein 1-like. NCBI's taxonomy places the organism in Eukaryota, Metazoa, Chordata, Actinopteri, Gadiformes, Gadidae. The record is from RefSeq and is a predicted model, not a curated record. The transcript is spliced from 2 exons. Gene Ontology annotation, molecular function: protein dimerization activity. The coding region runs from base 8 to 1258 and encodes 416 amino acids.
CUGGGAAAUGAACUCGGCUGUCCUGUUAACAGAAAGCCUGCCAGGCCGUCACACAGCCGACUGUCUCGCGGAGAAAUUGAAUGGGGCUGUGGAGCAAUGGGGAAUUGAAGGCCGAGUAAUCGCCUGCGUACAUGAUAACGCGGCCAAUAUAGUCGCUGCUAACCGUCCAACCAGAGUCAGCUGGGUUUCCGUUGCCUGCUUUGCCCACACCCUCCAGCUGGCCAUAAAUGACGGCUUUGCACUUUACCUGAAUCGGGUAAUCUCCGCGGCUGGCAAACUGGUUGGUCACUUUAACCACAGCACAGUUGCCAGCAAAACUCUGCAAAAAAAACAAGAACAAAUGGCCCUCCCAAGCCACCGGCUUAUUCAAUCAUGUAAAACACGUUGGAACUCGGUCUGUGAAAUGUUCGAUCGGCUGGUGGAGCAACGGUGGGCUGUUGCUGCUGUCCUGUCGGACCGCACCGUGACCAAGCUCCAGGACGCCAGAAUCCUGGAGCUGAAAGAUGAGCAUUGGCGGCUGAUGGAGGAAAUGCAGCCUGUGCUGAGAGCACUAAAGUGUGCCACCACCGUCAUGUCUGCGGAGAAGGACGUCUCCAUCUCCAACACUUAUCCCAUCACCUUCGGACUCAUCAAUGCCCAUCUGAUGCGCAAAGAAGGAGACGGGCCCAAGGUUAUCGAGUUCAAAACUAAAGUGCGGUCGUCCCUCAGCACCCGAAUGAAUGUUCAGUCUGCUGAAUUUGUAUCAUCGGCCCCCAUGCUUUCAGCAAUGCUGGACCCUCGUCACAAGCACCUGAGCUUUCUGACACCUGCACAGACAGUAGUUGCUAAUGCGAAAUUAGUUGAACUGGGAGAGGCAGUGGAGACAGGCCAGGAGGCUAUCGAGCAGGCUGGGGGGCACGCGGACGAAGGGAGCGCAAACACUGGAGCGGCCGCAGCCGCCACACAGGCAUCCGCUAUGGCACUUCUCCUCGGGGAGCAGUACUCCAUUAUACUGGACUCUGGCAUUGACACAGAGGUUAAUAACUUUCUGAAGGAUACCCCCCCACCCCUGGAUUGCAACCCUGCCGACUGGUGGAAAGUGAAUGGGAGGAGGUUCCCCAGGCUGUCAAAGUUAGCGCGACAGUACCUUUGCAUCCCCGCAACUUCGGUCCCGUCAGAGCGGGAGUUUUCUGCUGCUGGACUGACAGUAACAAGGCUGCGUUCGCGGCUUACCCCCGAGCAUGUUAACAUGCUUAUAUUUCUAAAUAAAAAUAUGUAGGCUGGAGUUAGACAGUAGGGACAGUCACCACCGAACGUGAGUCGCUCUUUUUGUUUUAAUGUGUCGUCUCUCGCUCCGCUUUUCUUUCGGCUUGGUGCCUCUCGGAGUCGUUAUUUUGUCGAAACUGUGAAAUCUUAGCCUUGUAUGUUCAAUAAGGUAUUGCUUUUAGAUAGUAGUUCAUUUAAUUGUUUGUAAAUGGGUGGCGUGGCUCAUCUUUUUGUUGCGAGCCUUUGCCAUUGUUCGGACUUUACGAGCGCCGCA